Messenger RNA from Schistosoma curassoni, 261 nucleotides. Lineage: Eukaryota; Metazoa; Platyhelminthes; Trematoda; Strigeidida; Schistosomatidae. The record is from the annotation of a GenBank genome assembly.
AUGAAUAGAAUGAUCAUUAGUGUAUUCUGUAUAUGUAUUUGUUCAAUUGUAAUAAAUGCUAAUGCAGUUCCAACACACACGACCACCGUUGAGGUUAAUAGUCUUUCCUUCAAAGAAAAAAUUAUCAACUUAUACAAAAAUUGGAUGAAUGAAAAAGAUUAUAAUCCACCAAAAGAGAGUGAAUUCUAUGAAAGAUUUUGGGAAUUAUUUAAACAUUGUUUUUUAAAUUCAGAACAAUUAAGGAAAAUUCUGCCAUUUUGA